AUGCGCUCUUCUGAGCUGGAGCGUAUUUUCGAGAAGCACGGAAAACUGUCGCGCUGCUAUGGAUUCAUCGAGUACCACGAGAUUGAAGAUGCUGAAGACGCGAUUAAAGCAUGCAACGGCAUGUCUCUUCAGGGCGAACGCAUCGUGGUGGAAUUUGCCAAGGGUGCUGCCAGAAAGCGCGACGACAACACGUGCUUCCGCUGCAACCAAGAAGCUGGAUCCGGCGGCCGUCGUGGCGGCCGCAGCCGCAGCCGUAGCCGCAGCCCGCGCAGCCGGCGUCAAAGAGGUGACCGCCGGGACGGCAGCCGCAGCAGAAGACAUCGUUCGCGUUCGGCGUCGCCCGGCCGCAGACACAGCAGCAGAACGCGCCGUGGAGGCGACCGCAGCAGCGGUGGGGGUGACCGGGCAAGGCCGUCGCGUGGAAGCCGCCGCAGUCGCUCGCGCAGUGCGUCGCCACAUCGCGGUAGCGGUGGCCGUGGAAAUGGACGCCGGGGCGGAGAGCGCCGUAGUGGGCGCUCGGCGUCACCCGGAGCCCGCGGAAAGGGCUCCAAGUAUACCGAUAGGGAUGCGCCGCAGACUUGGGACAGGAAGGAGGACAGCGCCAUUGUGGACAGCGCCCAUGAGGAUAAGGCCGGCGGCAACGCCUUCACCCCCGACCAUGAGCUGACGGCGCCAACUGGGACGCUUAAUCAAAUGUUUCUUUAUUCAACUCAGCCUGUCAAUUUUUUAUACUUAUAA
Kickxella alabastrina is the source of this 738-nucleotide messenger RNA. RefSeq lists its product as uncharacterized. The transcript is spliced from 5 exons. Lineage: Eukaryota; Fungi; Kickxellomycota; Kickxellomycetes; Kickxellales; Kickxellaceae. The record is from RefSeq and is a predicted model, not a curated record. The coding region runs from base 1 to 738 and encodes 245 amino acids. Gene Ontology annotation, molecular function: RNA binding.